This is a messenger RNA of Fimicolochytrium jonesii, 3846 nucleotides long. RefSeq lists its product as uncharacterized. Gene Ontology annotation, biological process: inositol phosphate biosynthetic process; phosphatidylinositol phosphate biosynthetic process. The coding region runs from base 151 to 3516 and encodes 1121 amino acids. Gene Ontology annotation, cellular component: nucleus; cytoplasm. Lineage: Eukaryota; Fungi; Chytridiomycota; Chytridiomycetes; Spizellomycetales; Powellomycetaceae. The transcript is spliced from 3 exons. Gene Ontology annotation, molecular function: inositol hexakisphosphate kinase activity. The record is from RefSeq and is a predicted model, not a curated record.
GUUGGCUUGUUUCUGUGUUGGCAUGUUACAUCCUGCAUUUUGUUUUGUGUCUUUCGUUCGAAUAUUAACCGAUUUUCUCACGCAGUAGCCUUCUUAAUUUCUCUGGCGACUGCGGUCGACUACGAGGUGCCACUCCAACCCACUUCUUGCAUGAUUGCCGUGGCCAGCACAGAUAGGCCGCGGCGCUCUAAGAGUUAUCGUCUCAUGCCUGCAGGUCGGGCUGGGACGCAAAGUAUUGAUAUCGACGAGGAUAAUGAAGUGCGUCCGACAACACAGAAGAAUAUACUCGCCACAACACCUCCGCGAUCGUACCCAGUUUCCUCCCCAAAUUUCCGCAGCGGAAACAAAUCAAUCGAGCCACACAUGUUGCAUGCGCCAGAACUCGACGGUGUGGCAGGCCUUGGCAUUAGCCUACGAAAACCUUCCGUAUUACAUUCCAUCCCAGGCAAAGAGCGGCGUUCGUCUUCUACCGCGGCAGAGGAGUCCCUCUCAAAAUCUUUCGAUCUCACAUCACCUGCCGUCGUCGAGAUGAUCCGAACCGAUGGGCAUCUAUCUUCGCGCCGAGCAUCAAUCUCCACUGCCACACUGUCUACAGUUCUUGCCGCGUCUCUGUCUCUGACGGAUAAGGCGAAUGCGCUGGGUAUGAACACAACUUCGUCUCAUGCGGGGCGCAUGGGCAAGAGAGGGCCUGCGGAAUCUGAGACGAUUGUCAACAUACAGGAUCAGGAUCAGCGCGUCGACCAGCAGUUGAAUCCUUUGCUAGAAUCCGCAUCAUCGGCGUUGGCUGCGUCACUCGCAAAAUCCCCCAUUCCUUUGUCAUUUGCAAAGCCAUCGGCCGGCCACCCUUUCGGGUCAAUCGUACAUACCAAGAAAGACGUAUCUGGCACCUCACCAAAAAGUUCCCACAAAAACAUUCAAUUUGCGGAGGACUUGGUGAGAGAGGCCAGAGAUGGCACGUCUGCUAUGUCAAUUCCCCAUGAUAGCGAACGUCGUUCCUACUCCCGCCGCAACUCGGGCGCCUCUGCUUCGCAGGUAUCUCCAUCCGCCAGCCAUGGCAGUCUGGCAUGCCAUCGGAGUGACACAAACAUGAGCCGGAGCCUUGAACCUGCUCGUGGGCCAUGGCGUAAAUCACGGCAUGCCAGGUCUCUCUCGUUCGGGGACAGUGAGGAGGAGGAGGAUGAUUCCGAAUGGCGAGAAUUCCGAAAUUCGCCGCCAUCUCUACCACUCGUACCGUACAGAAAUCAGGUCGGCGGACAUGCAUCAUUCCUGCGAUUUUCGGACAAGGCACUUUGCAAGCCUUUGAACUCACGGGAAAAAGAGUUUUACGAGGUAGUCGAGACGAUGCACCCGGAAAUCAAACGCUUCAUGGCAACCUAUCUCGGGAUCGUGAAUGUGACUUACAGCACGGCGCGGGAAGAUGCAGAUGCGUUUGGAGUAGCGGAGGGGACGCCCUUGGUCAUUCUCGAAGAGAACAAGCACAUGCUGUCGAGCGACUUCGGGAUUGAGAGCGAUGAGGUCAACAACGAUGACCCAUUGAGCAAUUGCUUGAACCGGAAAUUGCAGCAGCAGGUUUUCAGGGAUGCUUUGUCACCGCAAAGUUUGCGGGCACGGUUUGCACAGCUGAGGACAGCCCUUGGGGCUAUGCAACGGCGAUAUUCGUUUAGUUCGAGCGACCCAACAUCGCCGACACUGCAUCCGAUGUCGGACCCACUCGCCGAAGCCGGAGCGGAACUUGGUCCUUCGACGCCAUCUCCGACCGCAAAGCUUGGGAAAUCACGGGAUAAACGUCCAUCGAAGGCAGACCCUACCGGAUCAGCAGAGGCUGCGUCCUCCGUCUUCCAUAUGUCUGACGAUGAAGAAGAUGCUGGUGGUUCUAGCAGAUCUCCAGUGUCCACUCCUAAGCGGUUACAAGACCUCAAAUUGCCUACUCGCCUCAUCCGGUCCCCAUCAACGCCAGUUGCCGCCAGCGUCUCGUCGAACCAUUUCCAGUCGGACACAGAUCCUCGUACCCCGGUUAAAGGCGCCGCACUCGGCAAAACGGCCAGCUCACCGACCGUCGCCUACAACCCAUGGUCGUUGCACCUCUACAACAACACCAUCUCCAAAUUGGCCGAGAGCGAAAAGGGGAAGAGACGUACCGAUCAGUUCCUGCUGUUGGAGGAUUUGACGCAAGGGUUCCAGUAUCCUUGCAUAUUGGAUCUGAAGAUGGGAAGCCGUCAGCAUGGCGUGUAUGCUACCAAUGAGAAGCGGAUUUCGCAGGAGCGCAAGUGUGAGAAGAGCACGAGCAAGAAGAUGGGCGUGCGGAUUUGUGGGAUGCAGGUUUACAAACCACCCACCGGAACGUUCACGUAUCUGGAUAAAUACGUCGGCCGUCAAAUAAACGGCGCCAACUUCAAGCAGUCGCUACUCACCUUUUUGGACGCGGGCGAGAAAUAUCUCAUCGGUUACAUCCCGCAACUGCUGCAAAAGCUGCGGAAUCUGCACGAGGCCGUCUCCAAAAUGACUACCUUCCGCUUCUACGCCAGUAGUCUUCUGAUUCUGUACGACGGCGCGUGGGCAGACGACGACGGGACUGGCGCCAAGCUCUCGAUAUCGGUCGUCGGCGAGAACGGCGAACCUGUAGCCCCACCACCGCGCGAGAUGGACAUGAAGAUGAUCGAUUUCGCAAACUGUGUGUCGAACGUCACGUCGCUGCGCGGGCUGAACGAGGUGGACUCGGUGUCUUCGGAUGAUACCAAUUCGGAGAACGAUAGCGAUGCCAAGCAGAACGCGAAGAUUCCCGUACCCUUCCCACCAACCACUGUGGGACCCGAUAAUGGAUAUUUGCUGGGUUUGCGGACGCUGAUCAAAAGCUUCGAUGAGUUGUUCCGGGAACUCGGUGGUAACAACAGUCAGCUCCUGGACUGCCACGGACACGUGUGGAAGAAGAAUCUGACGCAUGCUCAGAGACUGUACGCUGAGCCGACGAAUGUGAUGGGCAAUAACAACAUUCCCGGUGGUGGGGCUGCCGAAGCAAUCACGUCAGGAGAGCCCUUGAUGUUCGGAGGCUCGUCGUCCUCUGCAGCAUCGGCGGCUGGGUUUUCGGGCCCACCCUCCACUCCUGCUACCGCAACGCCGUCAUCGUCGCUUCCGUCCAGUCUUCCGUGGCAAAGAUCCCAGGCCGGAGGUACCUCUGGGCCACCAACCUCCGCGGCCGAGAACGAGAGAAGACGUCGUGCGUCGGCCUUUGUCGUCGUCCGGCGCAAUUCGGAGAAGGUACCUGUAUCCGGCGCGAAAGACGCGAAGCAGCCACCCCGAGUGAAUGAACCACUGUCUUCACUCUCGAGCAUGAUCAAGUCGCCGCCGACCUCUUCGCCGUCCAGCCCCGACCAAGCCACCCCGCCGGCACACGCGAAACAACAGGCCGGGGUACGAACGCUAUCGAGCACCGCGAUGCAGGAGGAGCAACAGGGCCCGGAAGACUUUGUUUCGCCGUAUACAGGGGUUCCGCCUAGCGUUGAUCGACGGAUGCCUUAAAACGCGUCCUCGGGCUUGUGUAUGCAGGCUGGUGGAGACGGUAAUUUUUUUGGAUCAGAUUCCACCGGCUUCUUCAUCGGUGUGGCCAUCCCCGACUGGGUGCAAGGGCUGGAUGCCUCUGACGAUUCUUCGUACGUUCGGCACCCUCGCAGUCUUGGCAAGCAAACAUUCACCGCGGCUCCCAUCAACCUGCUUUUUGGUGUUGCCUUUCUUCUUCCCCCCGCUUCCUCGGAUACCUACCACACUUACAUUUUGGAUACGCGUGAUCGCGCUCGUCUUCCCAUCACCUUUGACAUUGCGUUCCGAGGAUCGCGGAUCUGGCCGCGCUCU